GAGGUCAAUCACAAGAUACUUUUCUACCAUCAGUACCUCGUCCUCCAGUCACUAUGGCCAGAACUGAAUCUAGGUUCCAAUCAUGGCCAGUAUGUGGCAUAUGUGGGAAGCAGCACCCUGGCAGAUGCAGAAUGGGUCAGGGAGUGUGCUACAGAUGUGGACAGCCGGGUCAUUUUGUCAGAGAAUGCCCGCAGGGUGCCACCCAGCAGUUUGUGCCUUUGGCAUCCUAUCCUUCUGUGCAGAUGGACAGGCCUAGUAGUAGGGAGCCUGUAGGCAGAGGUAGAGGUCAAGCACAAACAUCACAGCAGAGUGCUGGACCAUCUCAACUGUCAGCUCCAGUAGGCAGAGGGCAAGGAAGGGUGUUCACGGUAAAUCCACAGGAGGCACAGGCAUCGAAUGCAGCUAUGACAGGUAAUUUACUCUUUUAAAUUCGAGGACGAAUUUUAUAUAAGGGGGGGAGGAUGUAAUAACCCCAAAAUAUUUUUUUUUAUAUAAAAAGGGAUAGAAUAGUCCUUUUCAAUUAAUAUAAGGGGUAAAAUAGGAAA
Messenger RNA from Phoenix dactylifera (date palm), 545 nucleotides. The record is from RefSeq and is a predicted model, not a curated record. Lineage: Eukaryota; Viridiplantae; Streptophyta; Magnoliopsida; Arecales; Arecaceae.